Messenger RNA from Eimeria tenella, 927 nucleotides. RefSeq names its product flavoprotein domain-containing protein, putative. Gene Ontology annotation, molecular function: FMN binding; phosphopantothenoylcysteine decarboxylase activity. The transcript has 5 exons. Gene Ontology annotation, biological process: coenzyme A biosynthetic process. The record is from RefSeq and is a predicted model, not a curated record. Lineage: Eukaryota; Apicomplexa; Conoidasida; Eucoccidiorida; Eimeriidae. Gene Ontology annotation, cellular component: phosphopantothenoylcysteine decarboxylase complex. The annotation marks the transcript as partial.
GUGGACUUGGUGGCCACGGAAAAGGGCCUCCACUUUCUGCCGCAGCCGCUGCGGCCUCUCGUGCGCAAAGACAGCCAAGAAUGGGCCGCCUGGAAGCAGCGGGGGGACCCCGUGCUGCACAUAGAGCUGCGCCGGUGGGCAGACCUGUUUCUUAUAGCGCCUUUGAGCGCCAACAGCCUCGCCAAAAUAUCUUCUGGCCUUUGCGAUGACCUCUUGAGCUGCGUGGCGCGGGCCUGGAGCUACAGCAGCAAACCACUUGUUGCUGCUCCAGCAAUGAACACCGAAAUGUGGCAGCACCCAAUCACCAGCCAGCAGCUGCAGCAGCUGCAGCACUUCGGAGCCAAAAUUGUUCCCCCCGUGGCGAAGCGGCUCAUCUGCGGCGACACGGGCGUUGGCGCAAUGGCGGAGCCCCACACAAUCGCUUGUGAGGCUCUUGAGGCUUGGUGUCUCUUCUACCGCACAGGCAAGCUGCUGCAGCAGCAGCAGCAGCAGCAGCAACAGGAACAGCAGCAGCAACUGCAGAUACACGAGGAGCAGCAGCUCCAGCACCACCAACAGCACCUGAAGCACCAACGGCAACAGCAACUACAGCAACAGCAGCAGCAGCAAGAGCAGCUGCAACAGCAGCAGCAGCAAGAUUCGCACGAGCUGCAGGAACAGCUGGAGCAGCGGCAGCGGCAGCGACACAGAUUUGCUGCUGCCCUCGAGAAGCACCACUUUGCUGCUGCUGCUGCUCACCCCGAGCAGCAGCAGCAGCAGCGGCAGGCUGCGACUGUGUCUCCUAUGCAGCAGCAGCGCUUCGCAGCCGUUGAAGUAGAGCAGCAGCACUUUGCUCCUGCUGCGGCUGCCAGUGCCGCCCUUGCUACUGCCGCUGCCGCUGAGCCUGCAGAACAGCAGCAGCAGCAGCAGCAGCGCGAGCCCUCAUAG